AUGAAACAGAAGUACUGGUGUGGGAUGACUGCCAGAAUGGGUACCAUAUUGUCAGGGGCAUUUUCCAUAAUUUCUUCUAAUAUGUACCUCAUCUUUGAACAAAACCACCUGAGCAGGAUCAAUUGCUCAAAAUACAAGGCCAAUUACUCAAGUAUAAGUUUCCAUAAUUGGCACUUUAGUUGCAAUUGUUUAGAAAUAGUUUUCUUCCUGUCUUUCUUUACCAUCAUAGUGAGCGGCUUCCUUAUAUACUCCGUGUACACCCGGCUUUUGAAGGGCUUGUUGUUCUAUAUUAUCUGGAUCAUUUUUUAUGAAUGUAUAAACAUUCUCGUACAGAUCUACACCAAUAGCAGUACCACUGCUAUACCUAUCCGAGCUCUGCGCUGGUUUGGCUUGAUUAUCCGUCUGUCACUGCACUGCUUUUGGAUAUUCUUUGUCAUCAAUGAAGCACAUAUGAUCUACAAACUUAAAUGCAAGGUUCAUGUAACUCUCUUCAACAGACACGUUUCUUUAGGCAAUGAGGAUAUCACACGGCGACUAUCAAAUUCAAGCUCCUUAUCCCAGCAGUUUCUGUACUAUUAA
Molecule: messenger RNA, 579 nt
Organism: Sorex araneus (European shrew)
Lineage: Eukaryota; Metazoa; Chordata; Mammalia; Eulipotyphla; Soricidae
Gene: TMEM217
Product: transmembrane protein 217
Exons: 1
Coding region: 1-579 (192 amino acids)
Source: RefSeq, a predicted model, not a curated record